AUGUUCCUGACGGUGCGCGUGUCGUUCGCGGGGUGCCGCGCGGAGGCGCGCUACGCGGUGCUGCUGGACGUGGUGCCGGUGGACGGCAAGCGCUACCGCUACGCCUACCACCGCUACUCGUGGCUCGUGGCCGGCAAGGCCGACCGGCCCGCGCCCGCGCGCCUCUACCCGCACCCCGACUCGCCCUUCGCACUUCGGCACUAA
Parnassius mnemosyne (clouded apollo) is the source of this 204-nucleotide messenger RNA. Lineage: Eukaryota; Metazoa; Arthropoda; Insecta; Lepidoptera; Papilionidae. The record is from the annotation of a GenBank genome assembly.